Messenger RNA from Cynara cardunculus var. scolymus (artichoke), 1143 nucleotides. RefSeq names its product palmitoyl-acyl carrier protein thioesterase, chloroplastic-like. Bases 1 to 1143 code for a protein of 380 amino acids. Gene Ontology annotation, biological process: fatty acid biosynthetic process. Lineage: Eukaryota; Viridiplantae; Streptophyta; Magnoliopsida; Asterales; Asteraceae. The transcript has 6 exons. The record is from RefSeq and is a predicted model, not a curated record. Gene Ontology annotation, molecular function: acyl carrier activity; fatty acyl-[ACP] hydrolase activity.
AUGGCAUCAUCAACCAACAAUCUUGUACAAUGUUGUUAUCUUCAAAAGAAUCAUAUUCAAACCGCGAAAAAGAACGCUUUCAAGGCGGGUUUCUUGGUAUCUGGCUCGAGAAACGGAAAGUUCUUGAGACAGUCGUUUAAGGUGAAGGCGAACGUUGGGAGUUCUGGUAAAGGGGUCGAAACGGUGAAUGGGAAGAAGGUGAAUGGGGUGCAUUUAGGUGAUCAGAGAGGGAUAGGUGUUAAAGAUUGUAGCUUUGAAGAGCCCGAUGAUCGCGGGGUUCUUUUAGGUAGAUUUGUUGAGAAUCGAUUUGUUUAUCGACAAACGUUUGUUAUUAGAUCUUAUGAAAUCGGACCAGAUAAGACCGCCACCAUGGAAACGUUGAUGAAUCUUCUACAAGAAACGGCCCUUAAUCAUGUAACAAGUGCAGGUCUUGCCGGAAACGGCUUCGGUGCGACCCACGAAAUGAGCCUUCGGAAACUGAUAUGGGUCGUGACUCGGAUCCAAGUUCAAGUCGAAAAAUAUAGCUCAUGGGGGGACGUAGUUGAAAUCGAUACGUGGGUAAACGCGGCUGGGAAAAAUGGAAUGAGACGAGACUGGAUUAUACGUGAUUUCGUCUCCCAGAAAAUUAUAACUAGGGCUACAAGUACAUGGGUGAUCAUGAACCGAGAAACGAGAAGGUUAUCCAAGAUCCCAGAUGAAGUUCGAAACGAAGUGACACCAUUUUAUCUGGAUAGAAGUGCAAUUGCAACGGAAAAGAUCGAUCACGAAAAGAUCGAGAAACUUACGGAUGAAACAGCUGCAAGAAUUCGGCCCGGUUUAGCACCAAGUUGGAGUGACAUGGAUGCUAAUCAACAUGUAAAUAAUGUGAAGUACAUAGGCUGGAUUUUAGAGAGUGUACCAAUGAAAGUUCUAGAAGAGUACAACAUGGGAUGCAUAACACUGGAAUACAGAAGAGAAUGUCGUCAAUCUGAUAUGUUGGAUUCCUUAACAAGCAUGAAAACAAGGCACAACAAAAGUACAACUUCCAAUGCGUAUGGUACAACUCCAACAACACCACAUUUGGAAUGCACACAUUUGCUUAGAAUGCAACAUGAUACAGCUGAAAUUGUCCGAGCAAGAACCGUAUGGAUUUCAAAAUAUUAA